Messenger RNA from Geodia barretti, 1713 nucleotides. The record is from the annotation of a GenBank genome assembly. NCBI's taxonomy places the organism in Eukaryota, Metazoa, Porifera, Demospongiae, Tetractinellida, Geodiidae.
GGAGCCCCGAACAUAUCGGUGGUGUCAGACAACGAGGCAAUUGAGCAGGUGUACAGCGACCAUCACUUUGCCUCGUCAUACGAGCAGGCAGCUGCUCUGUGCAUGAAUGCCAGCACUGAUCUUGAUCUCGGUGACACUACGUACAUCAAGUACUUGCCCGUAGCCCUCAAAGACAAUCUCGUUCAGUUAGAGACCAUACAGAGGGCUGUUUGGAGGAGCUUAUACCUUAGAAUCAGGGUGGGCGAUUUUGAUCCAGUUCCACUGGUUCCGUACCAGUGGAUCAAUGCCAGUCAGAUAAACACGCCCGAUAGUCAAGCUCUCAAUCUCAAAAUGACUGCUGAAUCUAUCGUUCUUCUCAAGAACACCGGAACACUACCACUGAAGAUCUUCAGCAUCGAAAAGUUGGCUGUGAUCGGGCCAAAUGCUAACGCCUCAACCACCUUACUUUCAAACUACCAAGGCAUUCCUGCGUUCAUAACAACCGUCUACGAAGGCAUAAAAAGCACCGGCGUGCCAGUGGAAUACGCCCCGGGAUGUCCGGAUGUGACCUGUGCUAACAAGAGUAGCUUCAGUCAAGCGCUUGCUGUUGCAGCUGAUGCUGACUUUGUGAUUGCAGUGAUGGGACUAGACGGGACGGUCGAGGGCGAGGGACACGACAGGGUAAACACGACGUGCGACUCGCAACCGGUCGACAACCUAGCUCUCCCCGGCUGCCAAACUGCACUAGUAGAGGAGAUUAUAGCCGUCAAUCCACGAGUCAUUCUGGUACUCAUAAACGGAGGCCCCGUCAGUAUCCCGACUCUUUACGCCAACAGUGGAGUUCUGGCCAUCCUUGAGGCUUUCUACCCCGGGCCCUUGGGGGGAAAUGCGGUUUCUGAUGUUCUAUUUGGGGAAUACAACCCUGGAGGAAGGCUACCCUACACUGUGCUACAUGACACCACCCAGCUCCCUGUUGCUACCGACUAUAACAUGACCACACCUCCUGGAAGGACCCAUCGCUACUACACGGGAAAACCUCUGUUUCCAUUCGGCUACGGGCUCUCCUACACGACCUUCAAGUAUUCCGGACUGGUUUUGUCUGCUAGCACGAUAACGGUGUGCAGUACACUGAGUGUAAAGGUGUCUGUUCAGAAUGUUGGGGAUGUUGCAGGAGAUGACGUAAUCCAGAUCUAUGUCGAGCCUCCGAGACUGUCGGGAAUGCCGUUUAUCCCCAAUAUUCAGUUGGUUGGUUUUGAGCGAGUCAGUAGUUUGCCAGUGGCUGGAAACUACACGGGGAGCUUCGAGGUGAAUGCCUACCUGCUGUCACUGGUGGACAGGGAUGGUGAACACUAUGUGUUCCCGGGGUCGUACACUGUCGUGGUGACUGACGGUGCCGACAAUAGACUGACUGCUCCCUUCGUCAUCGAAGGCUCUGUGACAAACGUGAAGGAAUGCCCAGGAGCACCUUCUUGUCUUGCCUGUUGAAAACACCUCACAUUACUACAGUGGAUACCACUUAAAAUAUAAUUCAUACGAGACUGUAAAUUUAAUGUACAGCUGUGGGAAUCCACAGCCAUGUUAUAAUUGGUUAUUGAUUUCAUUUACACACGUUCGCACCAUUCUUUCACACUGCCUGUCGUGAGAUGGAGCAACACAGGCUGAUUGGUGAUUACUACACUCCUUACAUGAUGGCAUAGAGAGUGUACUAUAAUAAUUAUUAAUUGGUGGGAAAAA